Molecule: messenger RNA, 5338 nt
Organism: Schistosoma intercalatum
Lineage: Eukaryota; Metazoa; Platyhelminthes; Trematoda; Strigeidida; Schistosomatidae
Source: the annotation of a GenBank genome assembly
ACCGUUCAAAGUUCAAGGUUACUCGCUUGGAUUAUAAACCUGUAGCUGUUGUCAUUGGAGUGUUUCCAACAGUAAUUGGCAGCUAUAGUCACAAUUUGUAAGUAAAUUAAAAUCUAUUGCAGAUCGGAACGUAAAUUUCAUUUCUAAAAACAUGUCAUUAGAACGUUUUGAGGUCUCGUUUUACAUUUCUAUAUAGUCUUUGCAAGUAAUAAUAUCCCUUCAGCACAACUAAGACCUAAUCCUACUGGAAAUGAGCUGGGGAUUAUUGAGAUUGUUCGCGUUAAGUACGGAUUGCACAAUGCCUAUAUAGUGAACUACUCCGUUCCGCAAAAUAUUUUUCAAAAAUCCAUUUGACUCGGUGACAUUUAGUGCAUGUCCUGUUUCUUACGUCAUAUAAUAAUAUUGAUUGUCAGGCGGCAAGACCAUAAUUUAUGGACAAACCAGUCAGACAUGAGACGACAGGUUUCAUUUUAGCGUGGAUUUCAUUUACCCGUUUGGCUAAAUAGCGUUUUGUCGUUAUAACCCUAAAUCUAAUUCCUAACCUUAACCAUCAACCGAUAAUCAUUAUCAUAAUUUUUCACACCGAUUUAUAACCCUCACGUAGUCCUAGUUAUCAGGUGCACCUUCAAGGUCACUUAAGUGUUCCACAAAGGAUGUCUAUAAGAAUAGUGUCACUACUUGUGGAAAUUACAUCGAGUCUUCUUUUGUCUUUAAAUUAUUAACUCCAUCAAUCACUUCUCCUGUUAGGGUCAAGUUUAUUGGGUUUGUUUGCACAUUAGUUACAUGUGGCACAGGCCAGAUGUCCGUCUUCUAACCAAAUGGCGAGUUCAUUCCGUUCUAUUUAAUGGAUAUGAAACAUGGUCAUUAAGAGUAGAGGAUAUUCGAAGGUUACUACUAUCCAAUCAUUGCUCGUGUAUUUUGGGAACACGGAGAAAACAAUCUCUGGACUAGGCAUAGAGUACUAGGUAAAUACGAUAAAUCGAUUGAUGAGGUACUCAGUCUCCAAUUGAGGUGGCUGGAGCAUGUGUUGCGUAUGCCUAAUCACCACCUACCUCAACGGGAAAAGUCUGGUGUAACAGCAGGUUGAAAGAAAGCUAGGUAAACCAAAACAUGGAAUGAAUCUCGUAGAGCUCCUAAAAAGAAUGCCUUGCUGCUGUUUGCUUUGAUUGAUUACUUCUUCAACAGCAUUUGAGACAGUUGGUCAGUACUUGUGUUUCAUCACAUUGGUUUCCAGUCCUUUGGGUGUCCGUAGAACUCAGAGUUAAUAUUCACACUUGAACCUAGUAUCUAUAACUCCAAACGUCAAAAUGGUGUGAAAACCAACUCUAGAAUCCAGACACAUUUAGGUAACAAGUUUUUAAACGAACUAAAUAGACUUUCUGCAUUCUAAUGCUUUCUAGAUUUAAGGACGGAGGGUUUGCACGACAUUUAUGCCUAUUUGUAAAUUUCAUCUUAUUAGCUGUCGUAUACGAACGCGUGAGCACUAUUAUAGAAAGAUAUAACGAUCACUUAAUUAUUAAAAACUUGUAAUAAUAUAAACGCCUAGGUCAUCUUGAGUGGAUUUCACUUUUCGCUUUGGGCUUACCAAGUAAAUAAUAUCCAGUCAAUUGGAAAGACCGUGUGGUGAAUUUUUUAUGUAAUUGUAAUACUUGACUUUUUUUAAACAAUAGACCCUCAAUAUUGCUCAUUAACCAGAGGAUCAUUUUCAUGAAAGUGAAGUUCUGAACAUUGAAUGAAUGCAGAAAAAUUUAACCUUUAAAUCUUAGUCUUACUUCAACAUCUGUUAUCAGUUUUCAUAUUGAAAAGCCUACUUCUGAACUAUUUAUCACCUAGCUUAUGUGCUUAAAAUAUUUUUCUCACGGUUUGGCUAUUUCAAUUAGGGUAAACAACUAGUCCGCACAGUUUAAUUUUCGUGUACUCACCUUUUAUCAGAUGUUCCACAAGCUCACCGUUUUACCGUCCUCUACUCAAGGAACAGUCAUCGUAAUAAUCUGAAUAAAGUUGAAAAACUAGAUGGACUCAUAUAAUUGAAGACUGCACAUUGUACAGUGGAUUUCUUGAAGCAUAUCGAGAGAAAUCUUUCUUCAUCCAUCAUAAAAACAACCGUUAUCUUUUGACAGUUGUUGAUUUUCAUUUUAUCAAUUCCUGCUCCAGUCUGCAAACCUGGGCAGUAUCACAGCCCACACACAAAUCAAGUGACUUGUAUGGCGCAUAUGUAUUCGGUGCCCCUUUGUACCAAUAUUUAUGUGUUCAAAUAAAUAAUAAAUAAAUGUUAUUAAUUAAUAACAAUGGCCCAUAAUGUCUGUAUAUUCCUUGUCUUUAUUUACUAGUAAACCUAUUGGAAAAUGAAAUUUAUGAAAGCCGAUUAUGAAACAGGCUUUAUUAAGCGUACUAUUUUAUUGCAUCUGCAAUUCUGUGGGAAGUCAUUUGAUCACCAAUGAAUAAGAGUAUUUACAAAUUUGGAGGCACCUUUUACAUGAACAUAGACACUUCAUGAUUCUAGAAUAGUCUGUACACUUUUUCAUGAUACUUAAAAUUGUUUAAAUAUACCAAAAUUCAUUUACUGGACUAUAUUGUCCAUUUUUUCUUAUUGAUUGUGCCACAAAUAAUGAAAAGAUGUACCGUCAAAUUUACAAAAGAUUGAUAUCUAUGAUUUCGUCAUCUUACUUUUUGGCUAGACGGAAUUUGUGGUUCUCAUUACAACAAAGAAAAACAUGAAACAGAUCAACAAGUUAUCUGGAGCUUUCUCCGUAACGAUCUAUUUUAUCAUUCUAGUGAGUAGAAUUAAAUGUCAGGAGGUCAUAGCCAGUCAAUCCAACAGUAAUCAGUCGCUAAUUAACAAUAGUUCCAAGGCAAACCCGAACGCUCCAUCGUUUACAGAGAGCUUGGGCUAUGGAUUUCUUUGUGUCACUCUAACUAAUUUAUGUGCUCUUGUAGGAAUUGUAUUUACGUUGCUUAAAAAAUAUCGUUUCUUCCCAACAAUACUUUCAUUUAUGGUGGCUACUGCUGUUGGUUCAUUAUUAUCAACUUCCAUUAUUGUACUUAUACCUGAGGCAUUACAAAUCAUUCAACCAACAGGUAAUAACAAUACAAAAGAUUCCGACUCGUAUGUUAUUAUUAAGUCGAUUACCGUAUGUAUUGGUGUAUUUUUCUUCUAUAUUUUGGAAUUCUUCCUACGUCUUAUUCCACAGUGUUUUCAGAAAAAGAAAACACAUUCGAAUGACAAAAGUCAAAAUGGGUUUCAUAUAGAUCAAUUUAAUCAUCAUCAUCAUCACCAUCAACUUUCUUAUCAUCAACAAGGAAGACCUUCACUGGUAAUACCUGUCGAACCAGUAGCAGAUGGUGAUAAAGAUGGGCCUAUUGUUGAGUUCACACCUAACCGUUCUAAUCAGUCGAAAACAAUGAACAGGUCUUUAGUAGGUGGUGAGACAGAUUUACAGUGUGAAUCGCCUCCAACUGAAGACGUAAUGAAUCAUCUGCCAUCAUACGAGGAACUUUCUACAGAACUUCAAAAACCUAGUAAUAAUAAACAAAUAAAUACACAACCAAUAAUCCAGUCAACCCAUACACUGAAAAAGCAUAAAAGUUGGCAAAAUAGACUACGUGAUUUAGAACCUGUUGCGUGGAUGAUUUUCAUUGGUGAUGGUGCCCAUAAUUUUAUGGAUGGACUUUCAAUAGGUGUUGGAUUUACUCAAAGUAUCGGUUUAGGAAUAAGUUUAACAUUGGCUGUUUUAUGUGAAGAACUCCCACAUGAAUUAGGUGAUAUUGCUGUACUUCUACGUUCUGGACUAACUGUACCAAUGGCUAUGUUAUUUAAUUUUAUUUCUGCGUGUUCAGCAUAUAUAGGAUUGUUUGUUGGUUUAUCUGUUGGUGAUCUAAAUGAUGUAGCACCGUAUGUGUUUGCUUUAACCGGUGGCUUCUUUAUGUAUAUUGCUCUUGCAGAUAUGCUUCCAGAAAUGCGUGCUAUGGAAGAUGCAAAACGAAUAGAGAACGGUAAUUGUUGGGCAAUGUUUCUCACAAAUCUUAUUGGUCUUCUAUUCGGUUUUGGCUGUAUUGUGACAAUUACAUUGACUAGUCAAUAUAUAAAUAUUUAAUUAUUAUUAUUAUUAUUAUUCUUUCGUAACUUAUAAAAUAUAAUGAAACAAUAAACUAAGAAUUUGUCAAUCCAAUGAUUUUCAUUGUGAUUUAUUAUUUUUUUUCUAUUUACCAUUUUAUUCGUCUGCUUUGUACUUUUCCAUUUAUUGUUUACUCUAUCUGUCUAUUGAAUCUUUCAUUAUUUUUAAAAUGAAUAACUUUUAUUCAAUUUUAAUCUAACUAUAUACAUGAUUGUUUCAAUUGUUUAAAUGUAAAAUCAUUUGUUUGUUUGUUUUUAUUUUUAAAAUUAUACUUUUUGUUUACUUCAAAUUGAUGAUUAUGCAGUCUGAAAUCUAUCCUCAUUAUUUUUUUCUCCCAUUUAUCCAUCAAUUAAUUAAUUGUCUCGUAUUUUAAUUUAGAGACAAAGAAAAACAAAAAACGCUAUUGGAUAAUUUAUCAGUUCUACUUUAAAAAAUCAUAAUGAUCAAUCUUGUUCACUAACGUUUCACUUAUAUUUUUUUAUUAUCAAUAAAAAGUAACUGUAUUUUGUGUGUAUGUGUAUCAGAAGUUCAUUUUGUUAUUACGUUUUGAUUGCAGUAGACAUAAACAUCUAGAUAAAUACAUAAACUUUAUAUAUAUAAUUUCUAGUCAAUUCAUUCUUGUAUCAUCUUGUAAUUCGUUGUUAUCUUUGUCGCUCUUAUUAUCAUUGAAAUUACUAUUAUUAAACAUAUGAAUAUCCAUUCAGAUUCUUUAGUAGAAUAUUGGGAUUAGUUAUUGUAGUGAUUUAUUUUGAGUACUGAUAUUAGAAACAGUUCAUCAAAUAGUCGUUCUUUAAUUUCUUGUUUAUUCUCUGUUGACUAGGUUAUCGUCGAUCAUACAGAGAUCACUUUAUAUAUAUAUAUAUAUAUAUAUAUAUAUAUAUAUAUAUAUAUAUAUAAUUUGCUCACUGUGAAUAUAUUGAUUAUUAUUAUUCUAUAAAUGCUAUCUGUAUUUUGUUUUUUUAUGAACUUAUUUUGUCUUUCUUUUCUCUACAACUGUUUUUUUUGGAAAAAUCUUUUUAUUUGUAUCUUUGCUAUUGUUAUUAUUAAUAAUAAUGUCACUGCUGCCAAUAAGAUAACACUAAUAAUACCGUUGUUUUAUAAUAAUAAUUAUUAUUAUCAUUAUUACAAAUAGUAUUAUUUAUACACUGGAAUGUUGUUAUAGAAGUUACUUGACAAAUGGUAUUUGAAUGUAAACAGAUGAGCAGUAUUUUUUUUAAUCAUUU